GCAGCUCUUGCUGUGGAGGCGACUGUGCUUCCCUGACAUUAAUUUUUACUUGUACUUCUUUUUUGUCGCCAUUCUUCUCGCAGUGCGAAUGACAGUCCGUGACGGACACAGACGACUUUCAUGUAGUGUAAACCAUCGAAGAACAGACUCCAUGGAGGUCGUGGACAGCCCGCUCAAUCUCGCUCAUCAGCAGUGCAGGAAGGCAGACCGUUUGGUAGCAGCCGGAAAGUAUGAAGAGGCCAUCAGCUGUCACGGAAAAGCAUCAGAUCUUCUGACGGAUGCUAUGAAGACAACAGAGUGUGAGCAGGCUCGUCUGUCCAUGGAGCUGCAGAGGGACAGUCAUAUCAAACAGCAGCGACUCAUCCAGGAGCGCUGGAAGAGAGAGGCCCGUCGCGAGGCAACGAAGGCCCGAUCCGGCCCCGCGCAGCCCUCCAGCAACCCCACCCUGCACCCUCAGACCCAGUCCACAGGCCCGCUGCAGCCCCACGGCCCCCCUGGCCUCUCAGCUGCAGAGUGCACAGGAAGCAGGGAGAGAGAGUACGACACCUUGCUCUACCAGCUUCAGACCCGGCAGGCCGGAAGCUACCCGCCUAUGACUCCACCUUGCCCCGGCUCCAAGACCACCAAAGAUGACAAAACCCGCCUGGAAGAACAACAGACCACCAUCGAGAACCUGCGGCGCCUGGUCGACCAGCUGAUGAACGACAACCAGCAGCUGGCGGCCGAGAACGAGCGGCUACGAUCGGAGAACGGCCGGCUGCGCUCGGAGGCGGCCGAGGCGGCGGACUUUGUAGAGCGAUCGGAGCUGUGGGUACUGCCACCAGCGGGAACGGGAGGCGGGCAGGAGAGGAAAAGCACCGGGAAAGGGAAGGAGAUCGCAAUCCCACAGCUGCCACCGCUGGAGAUGCCAGCUCAGGAAGAUCUGUGUCUGGAUGACCUGCCUCCUCUGGAGCUGCCAGAGGACAUCCAGAAUGAACUACAGGAGCUACUGGACAGGGAUAAACAGUGAUAAGACACAUGUCUCUCUCACACAUACUCAUAUAAACAACACACACACAUACACACACACACACACUCAACCAAUAUGGCUUUUGAGUUCAGAUGCCAACAUCUGAAACCCAGAAUAACAUUAAAGGCCGUGUUCUCCCUCACAGGCUGUCUGAUUUGACCUCUGCUCAGCUGAAAGAUGCACACGAGCACACUAAACUCUUAAAAAUGAUAAAGGUGUAAGGUGCAGCAAAACAACAGCAGGAGCGAUGGAGAUGUCAAUCAUAUCCGCUCCAGUCCCAGGAAAGAGGUCUAAUCAGGCUAAUCAAGUGGAAACAGCUGUGUGGGUGCUACUACCACUAAUACACACAGGAACACUUCACCCACAACUAAACUGUGGUGUUAUUAUCUGCUCCUCCAUAAUGCGAGCGGGAACAUCAGUGAGGUGUGUGUGUUAAUAUAGCAGACAGUGAGCUCAGUAUCAGCCUUCAGGAAGACAACUGAAGUAGACAGGAACAUGUUUUUGAGACUUUCAGGUACUGUCUGAAAAUAGCCUUCAAAUAUCUCCGAGCAGCUCGAGCAGCACAAUAAGUGUUCUGAAGCUUAAUGGAAGUGUUUUGAACUCAUAAGUCAAAUACCUAAAAGCUGCUAUAAAUAUUGUACUCAGCAGAAAAGUGUGUGUUUGAUCUAAAUGGUGAAAACAAACAAAGACAAGCACAUACAGACUUCAGUAUCACUUACUGUGCUGCAGGAGCUGUGUGGAGUACACGAGGGGUUAUUUUCUGUCCUUUGGUGCUCUAUCAGAACAUGUGGCUGCCACUCUCAGUUGUCAUGGAGAGUGAUGAAAAUCAACACUCACUGGAUGUGACACUGACACACACACUCCCUCUAGCACUGUUUCUAGUUGCACGAGGGCGAGCGGAUAAUGACUACAGUUUUUUGGAUGAAUAAGUUAACCCCAUCCAACCCAACAGUACACUCUCUCAUACAUGCAUACAUAUUGCUGUUGUUAAAGAAAAAACGUAGACUUAAAUGAAAGGCUUCAAUCAUCAUUUGUGUGUUUAGUGAAUUUUCAGGAGCAGGUCCUUUAAACCUGGAAACCUCCACAGCUGUUUUUUUUCUUUUUUUCCCUUUUUUUUCUUUGUUCUUUAUUCUGAUGUUUUUUUGUGCAACAACAGCAAUAUACAGACACACACACACACACACACACACACACACACACACACACACAUGAACAGCAUGAACUGAAACCUGAGGGGAAUGAGAAUGAAGGCUGAAGCACACACAGGUGAUAGAAGCGUGCACACACACAGUCACUGUUCACACUGCAAGCAACAGGGUUGAUGUAUCAGUACUGAUUCUGAUAAUGCAGGAUGAUAACAGUGAGACUUGAACUUUGUUUGAGUUUGAAUCCAUCACAUCACACAGCAGUGCAUCUAAGAGCAGAUUUACUUGUUAGGAUUUUAACUACUACUAUUAAAUUCUGCUUUUGAUCACUGUGAAAGUAAAAUAAAAAAUAAGAACAUCAUUUCAACACUUCAACCUUUUAAUCAGCUCUGACAAACCCUGUUUAGAUUUGUAUUUUUCAACCUUUAUAAAUCAGCUUUUUACUGAUUCAGAACCAGGUUUCAGGUGUUCUCCUUACUAAAGACAGUGUAUGUAUCAAUACCUGGUAGAAGAUGACAGGCCAUUUUCCAACACAGUGUAGUUAUGAAGCAUAUCAGUUGGUACCAUAAAGUGGACACCCAGUAAUGAUCAUACAGUUACAAUGUAUGAAGCCAGGUUCAGGUCUCUGCAGGUUGGUUUUCAUACCUUACAGUUUGAGUCCUAGACUAAAACCUGCAAAACACUGCUGUGGUUCUUUUAAAGCUGCUUCGUCAAUUUUUUUGUCCACACGGGGGCAAAAAACCCUCACUAAGGUUAAAAGAGACAGCUCUGGUAAAUCAGCAACUACUAAAUGUUUUCCAGCUUACACGGUAGCUCUAACACAGUAGACACACAGAAAGGUGAGUUAAUCAGAGACUGUUCACUGGAAACAAGCUGCCUGCCAUAACACCAACAGUCAGUGAUCAUUCUCUGAUGAGUAAAGGUUAGGUUCAGGUAUUGAAUGCAGCUUUAACUGAACCACACAAGCAUUCAGUGUGUAGCAGUAACAGCUGCUCAAACAUCCUUGUCCAGUUCAGGCGUGAGAUAGGCUGCUGUCAGCUGAUGUAGGUAACAAUGAAGAGAAGGAGUGGAGGUGACUUGUUGCUUGCAGUGUGAAUGCAUGUGGCAUGUGCAUGCACACACUAUCACACACUCUGAGGCAUUUGUACAAGCUCAUGGACUGACACUUAGUAUAUUUCCUUACUGGAACAAUAAUUAAAUGCAGCAGUAGCUGCAAACAGGACAUUAUGCUGCGUUCACGACCUAUGCAAAAUAUGAUAGAUCCACAUUUUCAACUAUCAAACACUUAAUAAAAAUAGUUCCAGCUGUUAAAUACUAAAAUAUGUUGAUUAGUAAUGAUCAGCAUUAGGAUUGAAGCUAAUGCUGACGUGUGGACAACUGUAGAAAAUAAUGUUUUCUUUCUAAAUAAAGUUAACCUAAUACAUGACUUUCA
Messenger RNA from Scomber scombrus (Atlantic mackerel), 3586 nucleotides. RefSeq names its product nuclear receptor binding factor 2b (gene nrbf2b). Gene Ontology annotation, biological process: autophagy. Bases 89 to 1009 code for a protein of 306 amino acids. The record is from RefSeq and is a predicted model, not a curated record. Lineage: Eukaryota; Metazoa; Chordata; Actinopteri; Scombriformes; Scombridae. The transcript has 4 exons.